AUGACAUCUAUUACUCAGCUACUUUCCCCGUGGCCGGUCUCUAAGCAUUCAAUAGUUCUGCGCGAGCAACACUACCCUCCGCCGCCUCAAUCAUCCGUCCUACCGGAACAUAUCGACAGCAUGCCACAGCACCAACCCUCGCCUCCGCAAGAUCCUGCGCACAACGAUGCCGUCACCGGAAGCGCCGAGAGCGAUGGAGGCGAGAACAAUGGCGAUGGCCGGAAAGGUUACGGCAAGCGUGAACUGAGCACUAGCAAGAGAGCUGCUCAGAACAGAGCCGCCCAGAGAGCCUUCCGACAACGAAAAGAGGGCUAUAUCAAGAAGCUCGAAGAGCAAGUGCGAGACUAUCAGGUCUUGAGUGAAAACUUCAAAGCCGUUCAAGCCGAAAACUACCAACUCCGAGACUACAUCAUCAACCUGCAGUCUCGAUUAUUAGAGUCGCAAGGCGAAGUGCCGCCCCCGCCCAGCAAUGUCGACGGGCUGCAACCCGGCAAGGCUGGACCGCCGCAACAACCAGGCACCCUACCUCGUCUAUCGGAAUUGGGAGCGGUGGGCCAACCGCAGGAUGGUAUCAACAGCCUUCACCAUGAACCUCAUCGCAGUGGCUAUCCCGAUCCGACAUUUUCAGAGUCGCCCGUUACCAAGCGCCCCAGAACAGGGUCUGCUGAAAUGACGCCAUCUCAAGCAGCACUGCAAGGACCGGCCAUUCUGUCACAGCAACCUGCGGGUGCGCGAUAG
Molecule: messenger RNA, 738 nt
Organism: Cladophialophora bantiana CBS 173.52
Lineage: Eukaryota; Fungi; Ascomycota; Eurotiomycetes; Chaetothyriales; Herpotrichiellaceae
Exons: 2
Coding region: 1-738 (245 amino acids)
Cellular component (GO): RNA polymerase II transcription regulator complex
Molecular function (GO): DNA-binding transcription activator activity, RNA polymerase II-specific; transcription cis-regulatory region binding
Source: RefSeq, a predicted model, not a curated record